AUGUCCGUGCUGCAGUCCCUCGCGGGGACGAUCGAGCCCAGCCCUCUCUCCAAGUAUGAACUGGAGCGUCUGGAUAGGAUCGAAGCCAACCGGCGGCGUAUGGAGGAGCUGGGUGUCCUCGAGACCGCCCGCAGCCUGAUGGACGCCAUCAACGCCAGCAAGCCGCCGCCCCGCGCCCCCAGGCCGCACAAGCCCAAGGUGCGUGUCACACACCCCGCCGACUAA
Messenger RNA from Monoraphidium neglectum, 225 nucleotides. RefSeq lists its product as hypothetical. The transcript has 2 exons. NCBI's taxonomy places the organism in Eukaryota, Viridiplantae, Chlorophyta, Chlorophyceae, Sphaeropleales, Selenastraceae. The coding region runs from base 1 to 225 and encodes 74 amino acids. The record is from RefSeq and is a predicted model, not a curated record.